Callorhinchus milii (elephant shark) is the source of this 1457-nucleotide messenger RNA. RefSeq names its product RNA-binding protein 4B. NCBI's taxonomy places the organism in Eukaryota, Metazoa, Chordata, Chondrichthyes, Chimaeriformes, Callorhinchidae. Gene Ontology annotation, cellular component: nuclear speck. The coding region runs from base 242 to 1279 and encodes 345 amino acids. The transcript has 4 exons. The record is from RefSeq and is a predicted model, not a curated record. Gene Ontology annotation, biological process: mRNA splicing, via spliceosome. Gene Ontology annotation, molecular function: mRNA binding; zinc ion binding.
CACGUGGUGCGGAUUAGGCUCCGCCUUUUCCAACUGCCUUUCCUUGUCGUCGGCGCCAUUUUGUGUCUGAGGCAGUGAUUGAGGGAAAGAGAGAGAGAGAGAAGAGGAAGGGAAGGAGAGAAAAGGAAAAGAAGCCGGUGACGUGAGAGAGUGUGAGUGUGUGAGAGAGAGAGAGCGAGUGAGAGAGAGUGAGUGAGAGAGAGAGAAAGGAGGGGGUGAAGGAGAAGAAGAGACAACAAAGAUGGUGAAAAUCUUUGUGGGGAACCUGCCGAGGCCGACCACAGGCGACGAGAUCCGCUCCCUGUUCGAGAAAUACGGCGAAGUGAGUGAGUGCGACCUGAUCAAGAACUAUGGCUUUGUCCAUAUGGACAACAAGGAGGCGGCGAAGGAGGCCAUUAAGGCUCUGCACCACUACAACCUGCAUGGCGUCUCCAUCAACGUGGAGGCCAGCAAGAGCCUCAGCAAAUCCUCCACCAAGCUGCACGUGGGCAAAAUCAGCUCCUUGUGCACUAGCGAGGAGCUGCGCGCCCGAUUCGAGGAGUACGGCUCCGUGCUGGAGUGCGACAUCGUCAAGGACUACGCCUUCGUGCACAUGGAGCGUGGAGAGGACGCCAUGGAGGCCAUCAAGGGGCUGGAUGGCUCUGAGUUCAAAGGGAAGCGGAUGCACGUGGAGUUGUCUAAGAGCCGGCUGAGGGUGCAGCCGGGGAUGGGAGAGAAGAACACAUGUUUCCGGUGCGGGAAGGACGGCCACUGGUCUAAGGAAUGUCCCACUGACCGGCGGGCGGAGGACGUGGGUUACCCCGAGUACCUGGAUCCCUACUCGAUGGCCCCGCGCUAUGGGGUUGUUGAUUACUACGAGAAGUACCGGGCAGGGGCUUACGGAGCCGUGGGCAUCCCCUACCCGGACCCCUGGGCCACCCCGCUAGCCUCCUACAGCAGCACCAUGAGAGACCGCAUGGGCAAGGCCCUGGACCCCUAUGACCGCGAUACGUUGGCUCAGACGCAGCCUUACUACAGCCGGGAUCGCAGCCCCCUCCGCCGCUCGGCUGCCAUGGCCUCCUACAGCAGCAGCUACGGCUACGAGACUGGGGCUCCCCUGGCAGCCUCCUACACAGCCUCCUACACGGCCUCGUACAACGCCUCCUACAGUGCAGCCUAUAGCACAGGCUACAACACCUCCUACAGCACAGCCUACAGCACUCCCAGUGUCACCGCAGCUUCAACCUCAACCUCCACCCCCACUGACACCUACGUGGAGACACAGUACUCAGCCUACUGACCCCAGGUGCUAAUUCCCACCACAGUCUCGCGGGUUGCCGGCUCCGUCCGUUCACUGCUCGGGUCUUAACGGCGACGGGAAAUAGCGCGGAGGACAUCGCUCGCGGCAGCUUCUCUUUGUAUUGUGCCCCCUUUUAUCCCUCCCUCUCUCCCCUCCCUCUCUUUUCUCUCCCUCUACC